UUCUUCGCCUCUUCCUUCGUUCCUUGCUCUCCUUUCUUUUUCCCCUUCGCCUUUAUAUCUCUUUCUUCUGCGGGAUUUUCUUUCAUUUCUUUCCUUUCGCCUUGUGGCUUAUGGUUAGGGUUUCCUUCUGCUUUCUAUUAUUCAUUAUUUUUUCUUGGAAUUCUUUGUUCCUUUUGUGUCAAUUUCGAAUUCGACGGAGGCGUCGUUCGUUCGACUGAAAUUGCGGUUUCUUCUGAUGAAGACAGGAAUCAUCUGCUGCUGAGAUUGAGAUUUGAAUUCGGCCAAGGAAAGUUCAACAAAUAGAUUAUAUAUCUGGUGAACAGGCGAGAGGAAAAUAUGGAGCACGAAGAGACAGGAUGCCAAGCUCCCGAGAGUCCUAUUCUUUGCAUCAACAACUGUGGCUUCUUCGGUAGUGCAGCCACCAUGAAUAUGUGUUCCAAGUGCCACAAGGACUGGGUUUGGAAGCAGGAACAGGCUCAAUUUGCUGCUUCAUCUAUCGGGAGUAUUGUGAAUGGAAGCACUAUCAACAAUGGGAAGGAGCCCGUGGUUGCUGGUAAUGUUGAUGUUCCUGUUGCUUCUGUAGAGCCUAAGAUAAUUUCAACACAGGCAUCGAGUGCUUCAGUCUCAAGUGAAGGUGAGGUGAAGGCAAAAGAGGGUCCAAACAGAUGCAACACCUGCAGGAAGCGUGUGGGCUUAACGGGUUUCAACUGUCGAUGUGGAAAUCUUUUCUGUGCCAGUCAUCGCUACUCUGACAAACACAACUGCCCCUUCGAUUACCGGACAGCUGCUCGUGAUGCUAUAGCUAAAGCCAACCCAGUUGUCAAGGCAGAAAAGCUUGACAAGAUCUAGGAGUCAUGGAGUGAAGAUUUAUGUGUUGCAAUAUGUUGCUUCCUUCUUUAUCCAUGCAUCUUCUUUAUAUUGGCUGCUAUGCUCUGUAGGUGUCCAUUAUUGGUACAAAUGAUUGGAGGCAUCAUAGUUAGGGCAUCUUUGCAGUCGGAACUCUAUAUUCGUUGUUGGUUGGGCGUGGAUUUCUUUGUUGGCUCCAGUGUGUAAGUCUUCAUUAGUGCUGGUUUGAUGGACAUCUUUGUGGCUUAUGAUUUGGUUAGCAGUGUAAUUUAUGGUCGUGGUUCGCCUAGCAUUUCACUCUGAUGCUAAUUACAUAACGGUACAUACAAUACUGCAAGGAUUUUAAUAUCAUCUCUGCAGUGUUAAUUGUUUGG
Messenger RNA from Telopea speciosissima, 1220 nucleotides. RefSeq names its product zinc finger A20 and AN1 domain-containing stress-associated protein 8-like. Bases 337 to 849 code for a protein of 170 amino acids. Gene Ontology annotation, molecular function: DNA binding; zinc ion binding. The transcript is spliced from 2 exons. The record is from RefSeq and is a predicted model, not a curated record. NCBI's taxonomy places the organism in Eukaryota, Viridiplantae, Streptophyta, Magnoliopsida, Proteales, Proteaceae.